Molecule: messenger RNA, 2430 nt
Organism: Melopsittacus undulatus (budgerigar)
Lineage: Eukaryota; Metazoa; Chordata; Aves; Psittaciformes; Psittaculidae
Gene: PLAG1
Product: PLAG1 zinc finger
Exons: 5
Coding region: 425-1930 (501 amino acids)
Biological process (GO): regulation of transcription by RNA polymerase II
Cellular component (GO): nucleus
Molecular function (GO): sequence-specific DNA binding; DNA-binding transcription factor activity, RNA polymerase II-specific
Source: RefSeq, a predicted model, not a curated record
GGGCGGCGGGCGGUGUGGGCGCGGCGUGUGCGGCAGGCUGGGCUGCACCGCAGCGCAUACACUACAAUGGCUGCUGGAAAGACGGGAAAGCAAACAAUUUCCAGGCCCGCCGCGUCCAGCCCGAAAUAUGGGGAAAAAAUUACAGAAAAAUCGGAGAACACUGUAAAGGGUGGAAACGGGGCGCAGAGGGGAUGCUGAGGCUCCCGCGCACAUAAAAAUGGGAAGUACUGGAUUCUGGUUUCCUCCAAGAAGAGUCAGCGGAACUGGUUAAGACCAAAAUCUGAGGACUUUAGUGGGCAAACAUCAGUCCCCUUUUGCUUUCUUUUACGACCACAUGAAACUUGAGAAGCCAUCUAAAGCUAAAUCAUUUAGUGGAGUUGGGCAAUUCCCAAGUGUCCAACAAGAAGGCCUGGUUUAGGCUGCGAUGGCCACUGUCAUUCCUGGUGAUUUGUCAGAAGUAAGAGAUACCCAGAAAGUCCCUUCAGGGAAACGUAAGCGUGGUGAAACCAAACCAAGAAAAAACUUUCCUUGCCAACUGUGUGACAAGGCCUUUAACAGUGUUGAGAAAUUAAAGGUUCACUCAUACUCUCACACAGGAGAGAGGCCCUACAAGUGCACACAACAAGACUGCACCAAGGCCUUUGUUUCUAAGUACAAAUUACUAAGGCAUAUGGCUACUCAUUCUCCUGAGAAAACCCACAAGUGUAAUUAUUGUGAGAAAAUGUUUCACCGAAAAGAUCACCUAAAGAAUCACCUACAUACACACAAUCCCAACAAAGAGGCCUUUAAGUGUGAAGAAUGUGGAAAGAACUACAAUACCAAGCUUGGGUUCAAACGUCACCUGGCUUUGCAUGCUGCAACAAGCGGUGACCUCACCUGUAAGGUAUGUUUGCAGACUUUUGAAAGCACAGGAGUGCUGUUGGAGCACCUAAAAACUCACGCAGGCAAGUCAUCGGGUGGAGUGAAGGAGAAAAAACACCAGUGUGAACACUGUGAUCGUCGGUUCUACACCCGAAAGGAUGUCCGUAGACACAUGGUAGUGCACACUGGAAGAAAGGACUUCCUCUGUCAGUACUGUGCACAGAGAUUUGGGCGGAAGGAUCACCUCACGCGUCACAUGAAGAAAAGUCACAACCAAGAACUUUUGAAGGUCAAAACAGAGCCAAUGGACCUUCUAGAUCCCUUUACCUGCAAUGUUUCUGUGCCUAUUAAAGAUGAGCUGCUUCCAGUGAUGUCUUUACCUUCCAGUGAACUGACAUCAAAGCCAUUUACAAACACUUUGCAAUUAAAUCUCUACAACACUCAGAUUCAGUCCAUGCAGAGUUCUGCAUCUGCACACCAAAUGGUUGCCACAUCAUUACCAUUGGGAAUGCCUUGUCCAAUAGAUAUGGAGUCUGUCCACCCUCCUCACCAGCUAUCGUUGAAAUAUCCACUCGGUACUACCUCAUACGCAGUUUCUAUGCCUGAAAAAGAACAGCCAUUGAAAGGGGAAAUCGAAAGUUACUUAAUGGAGUUGCAAAGUGGUAUGCCUUCUUCAUCCCAGGAUUCUCAAGCGUCUUCAUCAAAACUAGGGCUGGAUCCACAAGUAGGGCCACUAGAUGAUGGGUCUGGGGAGGUUUCCCUUUCCAAGGGCUCUGUUCCUAUUAGUGAACCUCUGAACACCCCAUCAUUGGACUUUUCUCAGCUGUUCAACUUCAUACCUGUAAAUGGCCCUCCCUAUAAUCCUUCCGUUUCAGUGGGGAACCUUGGAAUGAGUUAUACGCAAGAGGAGGCACAUUCUUCUAUGACUCAACUUCCACCACAAACCCAGGAUCCACAAGAUCCUAGCAAUAGUAUAGGUCUUGGGUCUCUGCACUCGUUGUCAGCAGCUUUCACAAGCAGUCUAAGCACAACCACCACCCUACCACGAUUUCAUCAAGCUUUCCAAUAGGAUGUACAAAGCUGGCUUGUUACUGUCUAUUUGUAGAAAUGCCUUAGGUGACCAUUUUUAACUUAGUGCCUACUAUAAGACAUUAUAAAUUCUCUGCUUUUGUACAGUAUCGAUCUCAUGAAGCCAGUAAGAAAUUUAAAUUAACUUUUUAAAAAUGUUUUGAAAGUGUUUAUUCUCAGCUGUGUUUACUUUGUUGUUUUUUUAAGCAGUCUCAUUGUAUUGUUUUCAUUUUCACUGCCAAUUGACACGUUGAAAAUGCUCAGUAGAAAGUCAUCCCAAGCAAACUCUCAGCGCUCAUCCCUUUGUCAUAACUUUUUCAACCAUACCAGCUAUUCUGUUUUAUUGAUGUCAGUGGUAGAGCUACCACCACUUUUAAUAUAUAUUUUACUAUUUGCAAAGAAUGCAGCUGAUGUAUGUAUCACAAAGAUUCCUGAAGAUUUGGGAAAAAAAUAUGCAUUUCCAUCCCAUUUCCAAACAAAUCCUCUUCCCAUAUGGUGUCA